AUGGAUAAUCCGCUGUGCUUUGACGAUGACAUUUUUGUUGAAACAAGCUCCAAAGGGAGCCUGGCGGAAAAGGUAUUCCGCCCAAAGUGUGUAGGCGGACACGGGAACAGCAGUGAUCCAGAGUCUUUGAAGAUCUUGUGUGAUUGGCUCUACUUAAACAAACAGUUCGAUCAGUGUCUAACUGUAGCAAGAAAUCUACUCGAUUCUGCUCCUUCGAGUGGAGGCUUUUGUAUCAAAUUCUACGUCGAGUGCUGUAUAAGGUGCUGCCUUAAACUUAAAACAUUGGACGUCAUUCCCGUACUCCUGCGACAACAUAACUUGGCAACAGUGAGUUUAGAAGAUUCGAUAAAUCACUUACGUCUACAUAUGGAUUAUGCACGGGAGAUUAAUUCCCAUUACGACAUCCUACGCUUGCUACAAUGCUUCAUACUAGCCCUUCCUUACACAUUCACAUUGGAAGUAGAUGCACGUCUACCCUGUAUUCAAUCGCUCUGGUGGCAAGAACUUGCAUUUUUAUGGACACAUGCGUGCAACGAGUUUCCCUAUUCACCCUGGUUCAGCAAUGUGGCAGAUCUCUUUGCCAGGUUGACAGUCUCACAAGCUGAUCAACUGGAAUGGAAUCCAGAUGUUUUGGAUAAGCAUGCAGCCAAUGAAUGCAAGACGAUAGCACAAGGAAUUCUGAAGAAGCUUCGGCAUCCAGAUGACGCCAAUGAACAGUCAGCCACUCCUGUGGUGAAUGAGUGUCCAGUUUGUCACAACUGCCCAUCACCAAGGGCGACAGAAUCUCCGGCCGCCAGCAGAGACUUUCGCCUGCCUGCUAUACGACAGCAGGUACACUUCCUCCAUGAAUGCCGGCGAAAAUGUAUCCUUCCUCGUAGAGUAACCUAUCUACCACCACAAAAUCAUCCAUAA
This is a messenger RNA of Opisthorchis viverrini, 912 nucleotides long. RefSeq lists its product as hypothetical. The record is from RefSeq and is a predicted model, not a curated record. The transcript is spliced from 8 exons. Lineage: Eukaryota; Metazoa; Platyhelminthes; Trematoda; Opisthorchiida; Opisthorchiidae. The coding region runs from base 1 to 912 and encodes 303 amino acids.